AUGACAGUUGAAAAGAGGUUUGUUUUGGUUGGGAUUAGAAUUGAUACUCAAAGCAGACAGCUUCUGAAUUGGGCUCUUGUUAAAGUUGCUGAGCCUGGUGAUUGUGUUCUUGCUGUUCAUGUAGUGAAAACCAAAAGUUCAGAUGAUGUUUUGAAAAACAAGAGUAUCAUAGAUGGGUAUUUAGAGGUUUUUGAAGGCUUGUGUGAUGUCAAGAAGGUUGGUCUUUCUGCGAAAAUCUUAACGGGGAGAUCGAUUCGAAACACUCUUGUUAGAGAAGCGAAAAACCAUGGUGCUUUGGCUCUAGUGGUAGGGGGUAAGUCUGGCACCGCUAAAUAUUGCGCCAAACGACUUCCACCAACCACCAAUGUUCUAGCCGUCCAAGAUUCGAGGAUUGUCUUUGGGAGGUGUAACAAUAAACUACCACCAGGUAGUUUUAUAUUGGAUCCAAGACCAAUCAUAGAUAACCCGAGUGACAGAAUAAUCCAAUCUGAAUUUGGAUGCGCCGUGGUGGAGAGUGAGAAAUCACUACCCCAAAAUACCAAGGAAUCAAAAGAAGAAACAUUUGACAAUCCAGAAAAGCACAAGUCGUGGUCGAUAUCCAUGUUUGCAGGUGAUCCUUCUGAGCAGAAGCUUGGAUGGCCUCUACUUUGCAAAACGAAUUCAGAAAUCUCACAAAGCUGUCAUGGAAGGGACAUGUCUGUAGUACAAUGGGUAAUGACUCUACCAGACCGUUCAUCGGAAAGUAGUCCACAAUCAUCUUCCAGCGACAGAAAUCCAUUCGAAAGGAGCACCAGCGACAUUCUUGAGGACGAGAGCUUCAACAUUAUUUUAUCCCCAUCUGUUGUACUACCAAAAGGCCUAGAGGAGAUAUUAAAUGUCAAUUCACUCAAUUGCAAGUGGUUCUCCCUUGAGGCUCUUAAGUCUUGCACUGACCAAUUUUCUUCAGAAAAUUUGAUUGGGAAAGGCGGGAGCAACCGUGUGUACAAAGGAGUUCUCUCUGAUGGAAAGCUAAUUGCAGUUAAAGUAUUGCGGUCAUCGAAAGAAGCCUGGAAAGAUUUUUCCUUUGAGAUGGAAAUAAUAUCCCCAUUGAAGCACAAAAACAUUAGUCAACUACUUGGAAUUUGCAUAGAGGACAAUAAUACGUUGUUAUCCGUUUAUGAUUAUUUCCCCAGAGGCAGCUUAGAAGAAAAUCUACAUGGAAAGAACAAAGAUGGGUCAAUUUUGUCAUGGGAAGUGAGAUUCAAUGUAGCUGUUGGAAUAGCUGAGGCCCUUGAUUACCUACACACAGAAGCCUUGAAGCCUGUUAUACAUAGAGAUGUCAAGUCUUCAAACAUUCUUCUUUCCCAAGACUUUGAACCACAAUUGUCUGAUUUUGGACUUGCAAUAUGGGGACCAACAAAAACACCCUUUUUGACACAAGAAGAUGUAGUAGGAACAUUUGGUUACCUUGCUCCUGAAUACUUCAUGUAUGGAAAAGUCAGUGACAAGAUAGAUGUCUAUGCUUUUGGUGUAGUACUACUUGAACUAAUAUCAAGUAGGGAACCAAUCAGUUCUGAACCUUGCAAAGGACAGGAGAGCUUGGUAGUCUGGGCAAAACCAAUGAUAGAGCGUGGGGAUAUUAAAGGUUUGUUGGACCCAAGAUUAGAAGGGAAGUGUGAUGAGACACAGUUGCAAAGAAUGGUUUUAGCAGCAUCUUUAUGCAUCACGCAGGCUGCUAGAAUUCGUCCUAAGUUUAAUCAGAUACUGAAGAUCCUAAAAGAGGGUGAUGAAGUUGAAUAUUGCUUCAAUGAGCAUUCAGAAAAUGAAGAAAACAUUGAUGACGAAGUAUAUCCAAAUUCAAGUGCAGAGUUACACCUAACACUUGCAUUACUUGGUGUUGAUGAAGACAAUACAUCAUCAUGUAGUAGUACAGAGCACAGAUAUAGUGAGAAUUUGAAAGACCAAUGGAGCAGCAGGUCUUCAAGUUUUAACUAG
Messenger RNA from Vicia faba (fava bean), 1974 nucleotides. Lineage: Eukaryota; Viridiplantae; Streptophyta; Magnoliopsida; Fabales; Fabaceae. The record is from the annotation of a GenBank genome assembly.